This is a messenger RNA of Varanus komodoensis (Komodo dragon), 2114 nucleotides long. RefSeq names its product abhydrolase domain containing 8 (gene ABHD8). Gene Ontology annotation, molecular function: catalytic activity. Lineage: Eukaryota; Metazoa; Chordata; Lepidosauria; Squamata; Varanidae. The transcript has 4 exons. The coding region runs from base 1 to 1245 and encodes 414 amino acids. The record is from RefSeq and is a predicted model, not a curated record.
AUGCUGACCAGCAUUGCCGACGGGCUCCUCUGCUGCCUGAUGGGCAAGACGCCCAACGCGGUGGGCCCCCUGGAGAGCGGCGAGUCGGGCGAUGGGUUCAGCUUCGUGGAGGUGAAGCCCGGGAGAGUCCUGCGGGUGAGGCACAUCGCACCUGCCCGGCCAGCAGGGGCCGAGGAGGCGGCCCAAAAGGCGGGCGCCGUCCACUGCAGGCGCCGGAUCACCGUGUACCGCAACGGGCAGGUGGUCAUUGAGAACCUGGGCGACUCCGUGCGCGCCGACAUCCUGGCCUGUCCCGAGGGCGUGGAGCCCAGCAGCACUGUGGAGCUCGAGGUCUCUGACCCCCAUCCCGGCCCCCCCGCCAGCCCCGCCGCCCCCGCCGUCAAGCGGCGCCGGCACAAGCCCAAGAAGCUGAUCGACAUCGACUGCACCAAGUUCAUCAGCAGCUGCAAAGGGAGCCACAGCGACGUGGUGCUCUUCUUCAUCCACGGUGUGGGGGGCGCGCUGGACAUCUGGAAGGAGCAGCUGGACUUCUUCAGCAGGCUGGGCUACGAGGUGGUGGCCCCAGACCUCGCUGGGCAUGGGGCGAGCUCGGCCCCGCGGAUUGCCGCCGCGUACACAUUCUACGCCCUCGCGGAAGACAUGCGCACCGUGUUCAAACGGUAUGCCAAGAAGAGGAACGUCCUCAUUGGACACUCCUAUGGGGUAUCCUUCUGCACCUUCCUGGCUCACGAGUACCCUGACCUGGUCCACAAGGUCAUCAUGAUCAACGGGGGAGGUCCCACUGCCCUGGAGCCCAGCCUCUGCUCCAUCUUCAACAUGCCCACCUGCGUCCUCCGCUGCCUCUCGCCCUGCCUGGCUUGGAGCUUCUUGAAGGCUGGCUUUGCUCGCCAAGGUUCCAAGGAGAAGCAGCUGCUGAAAGAAGGAAACGCCUUCAACGUCUCCUCCUCCGUCCUGCGGGCCAUGAUGAGUGGCCAGUACUGGCCCGAGGGUGAUGAGGUCUACCACGCGGAGCUCACCGUGCCUGUCCUGCUCGUGCACGGAAUGCACGACAAGCUUGUCCCUGUGGAGGAGGACCAGCGGAUGGCCGAGAUCCUGCUCAUCGCAUCCCUGAAGGUGAUUGAUGAGGGCAGCCACAUGGUGAUGCUGGAGUGCCCGGAGACGGUCAACACGCUCCUGCAUGAAUUCCUGCUGUGGGAGCCGGAGGCGAUUCCAGCUGGGGAUGGCCUGGCAGCGGCCAAGAAGUAGCGGCAGAGCCCAGGGCUGAGCAGAGGGGAGCCCUGCAUGCUCGCUGCUUCCACAGAGAGGAGCGACUUUCCCAGUUUGGAGCUGGCGUGACCGAGGGCAGAGGCCCAUCCUGCCUUGGGGAUGAGGGACGAGCUCCAUCCUUCCCCAGAGAGGAGUGGAAAGGCCAAGAGGGCCCAGUGAACUCUCAGAUGCACCAGGGUGGAAGGGGAGCUGGCCAGCACAGCCCUUUGCCACUCACACCCAUGAUGCUGGUGGCUGCACCACCACAGUUCCCUGGGCUCAGCACUAGCAGGGAUGACCGGGAGGGCCCUGGGUGUAUCUUCUCCUCUGCUGUGCUGAUGGAAGGAGGGACUUCUCUGUUCAGGAUCGCCAGAUCAAACUGGCUGUGGCUUGACACCGUGCAACUCAGCAUGCUGGGGCUGGAGGAGAAGACUGUCGUGGCUCCUCUGAGGCCUCACCUGAUGUUGCAGAUUGAAUCAGAAAGUGUCAGGGCCCUGCAUGAGUGGCAGCAGGCCAACACGGAUUUGUUUUCCUUGCUUGGUUACCGGAUGGGACAAACCCAGGACGGGGGAAGCGGCCUCUCUUAGGGGCUGAAAGCACCAUCCUGGGGUCGAAAUUCUCCAGGUCGCAGCAUGCAGGCAACUUGAGGGAACAAUCCCCUGGUAUUAGUUACUCAUCAUUUAUGUGUCCCAACUUUUGACUUUCACAGGUACUUCACAUAAAGUUGUCCCCAAAUCAUUGCAUACUUCCUCUACAGGACAGCCACCCUGAACCUUGGGGCUUCUGGAUGAGAGUGACUGCAAGUCCCAUCAUUCCCAGAUUAGAAUAAUGGGGGUUGCAGGGCAACAUAUUCAGAGACCCUAAAACUG